Molecule: messenger RNA, 1186 nt
Organism: Salvia hispanica
Lineage: Eukaryota; Viridiplantae; Streptophyta; Magnoliopsida; Lamiales; Lamiaceae
Source: RefSeq, a predicted model, not a curated record
CAAAAGAAAAAUCAAAAUAUAUCACUUGGACUAUUGAGAUGGAUAAAGUCCUCGGAGCUUGUUUCAUUGAACAAAUGAAUCAAGGAAACAAGCUAGAUGGAAAAUUUGCUAGGAAGUCUACCUCUUGGACGGCUGCUAUACACGCACUUAUGGUAAAUCUGAAUAUCAAAGUUGAUAAAAACAAUAUACAAGCUCGCUUAAAGACUUGGGAGAAACACUAUGAUAUCUUGCAUCCACUAUUAGUAUCAUGCAAUUCUGGCAGCCCAAUCACGUGGGAUUACACAGCGGGUAGACUUAUGGUUCAUGAUGAAAAUGUGGAGAAUGAAAGAUUAAAAGCAAAUUCAAAAAUUGGACCAUAUAGGAGAAGAAUUGUGGUAGAGAAUUGGGAUGAUAUAUGUAUUCUUUUCUCUCAAGAUCGUGCUGACGGGCAAGGUGCAAAAACACAUCUGGAAAACAAUGUUGAGGCUGAGGUUGAGGUUGAUUCAACUACCAUUGGGGAUUCACUUGACAAGUGUGAUGAAGAAGUUGAUGCUAUGAGUGAGUCGUUGGCCUGAAAAAGGCGAAAGGAGACAGCAUCUUCCUCAAGUUCCCUUGGACCGAAGAAGAAGAAGACGGAUUCGAAGAUCAUAUCUGAUUGUAUGCAUCGUAUGUCCACUGAUUUUGGUGACUAUCUGUUGGUGGAGAGAAAGAAGGCUGAGCUUGAUAUAGAAUAGAAAAAACUUGUUGUGGAACAAAAGAAGCUUCUUAUGGUGCAACAGAAAAUGAUGGACCCCCAAGAAAUUUUAGCAGCAUUGAAGACUAUUGAGUUAGAUGAGAUGCAGAUGAUUAAGGCUCUGGAUUUGAUGAUGCACGAUAGCAUAUUAUUCCAUACAUUUGUUGGAAUACCAGUAGAGAUUAAAUACAAGUGGCUAAAAGUGCAACUUGAUAAGUGAGGUUGGUUAGGAUUGCAGAAUCAUCAAAACUUAUAUAUGGUGCAGAUUAUGGAUGGGGGAUGACAGUUAAGUAUGAAUGCAUUCAUACAUACUUAUAUGGAGCAGUUAAUAUUUGUAAGGCAAGACAAGGAGGAAUCUAGUUGAGCUUCUCAAUGUCUAAGGCUAAGAUGGGUAGUUUUGAAUUUUGUAGACGUGUUUAACAAACACUCAUGCAUCAAUAGUUAUUUGUAACUUUCUGUUUAUUUUUCAACUAU